This is a messenger RNA of Cyanistes caeruleus (blue tit), 380 nucleotides long. NCBI's taxonomy places the organism in Eukaryota, Metazoa, Chordata, Aves, Passeriformes, Paridae. The record is from RefSeq and is a predicted model, not a curated record.
GUGAGGAAGAGGAAGAGAAGGCGAAGGCGGGCGGCGCCGAGGCCGAGCGGCGCGGGGUGAAACGGCUCCGGGACGAGAAGGACGAGCACGGCCGCGCCUACCACGAGUUCCGUGAGGAGGCCUAUAACAGCCGAUCCAAAUCGCCGCCGCCGCCGGAGGAGGAACCGCCCGAGGGGGAAGAGGACGAGAGCCUCGUCAUCCUCGACACCUACACGUCGGACCUGCAGUUCCGGGCCAGCCGGGACCGUUACGGGGGCCAGCCGCUCUUCUCCGAGAGAUUCCCGGGGCUCUGGGCCGGAGCCCGCAGCACCCACGGCGUCACCCGGGGCAGGGUGUGCUUCCAGGCCAGGGUGAGACAACAGCCGGAACAGCCGGAAUAA